AUGUUGAUAUGUGACCGCAUGAAGUAUUUGCAGAAGGCAUUGUAUCAUUAUGAUGGUACACCAAAAUCGCUAGCCUAUUCCGAUCUCGGACGAAAUGCCCUUGAUAAAGGAAUCCCGACUGUGGAGCUGGCGUAUGAACGGUAUUCGCCAAGAUCGCCAACUGCAAACAAUCCGAUCAUUUUUUUACAUGGUUUGUUUGGUUCAAAGACGAAUAACAGGCAAGUUUCAAGGCAGCUAGUCAAUACUUUGGAUAGAGACGUCUACUGUUUGGAUCUAAGAAAUCAUGGGGAUUCGCCACAUAAUGAAAGACAUGAUUAUCCUUCGCUAGCCGCUGACGUCGAACGAUUUGUAGAAGAUCAUGGUUUAAUUGAUCCUAUACUUAUAGGUCAUUCUAUGGGAGCUAAAACUGCGAUGGCAGUAUGUCUGAGGAGACCUGGAUUGUGUUCCAUGUUAAUCUCCGUUGAUAAUGCACCUGUAGAUUUUACGGCUGGCGGCACGGGAUUCAGCAAGUUUGGAACCUACAUUAAGCAGCUCAAGAAAAUUCAAGACGACCCAUCUUUGAAAAGUCUUAAAGAGUGCGACAAGAUUCUGGCACAGGUGGAGUCAAAUUCAGUCGUGAGACAAUUUCUGCUGACAAACAUAAGAAGAACAGCAGCAGAUCAAUAUACGAGCAGAGUUCCUCUGGACAUUUUGGCAAAAAGUCUUGACAACAUUUCUGGAUGGCCUUUCAAUUACGAGAUAUCUAGAUGGACAAGACCUGCUCUAUUCAUUCGAGGAAGACAAAGCCCCUACAUAGCUGAUGAGUACCUUGCCUCGGUUGGGUUGUUCUUUCCCAACUUUGUUGUAAAAGAUGUUGAUGCGGGCCAUUGGUUGAUCAGCGAAAGACCCAAAGAGUUCGUUUCACUGGUAACAGACUGGAUACAGACUGCGGAAGAUCAAUAA
Ogataea haglerorum is the source of this 942-nucleotide messenger RNA. RefSeq lists its product as uncharacterized. The coding region runs from base 1 to 942 and encodes 313 amino acids. NCBI's taxonomy places the organism in Eukaryota, Fungi, Ascomycota, Pichiomycetes, Pichiales, Pichiaceae. The record is from RefSeq and is a predicted model, not a curated record. The transcript has a single exon. Gene Ontology annotation, cellular component: mitochondrion.